Neurospora crassa OR74A is the source of this 2517-nucleotide messenger RNA. RefSeq lists its product as hypothetical. The transcript has 2 exons. Lineage: Eukaryota; Fungi; Ascomycota; Sordariomycetes; Sordariales; Sordariaceae. The record is from RefSeq and is a predicted model, not a curated record. Bases 288 to 2339 code for a protein of 683 amino acids.
GCACUUUUGUUUGCACCUCCAAUUGCAUUUCCAUUUAGGUAUACAUCCAAAAACAUCCGAUCCCUUGAAAUUCUUAUUCCCAAAUUGAACUUUUAUUACUACUACAAUAUCUACAUCGAUUCCAAGGCAAAGGUUUCUCCCUACAGUCAAGCUACCGUGCAACCCAGCAGAGGUAUCCAGCAUUCCCCCAGGACCUAGCUUUCCAUCGCCCUGAGAAGCGAAGGCUUCUUGCUGCCUCCCCGUGUACGAGUCCUUUGUUUGGGAGCUCUUGCACAACGUCGCCAACAAUGUCGGCCUUGCUGCUAUCCGGGAAUUGGAAUAAGUUUGCGAUGACUUCCACCAUACCGGCUGCUUCUUCUCGCCCUGAUUCCCCGUCCGGAAAUGAGGACAAGAACGGCGAGGGAAGAGGAAAGGAUGAAUGGAAGGGGCAUUCGAAGCGCCUGUGCUCAGAUUGGCUGGUGUCUUACGAGUCAAACUUCUCUGUCGCGAUAGACCGCGAAUGGUUCACAACCUACACCCCCUUUGACUCCUACGUGCUAGACCACAGGGGUGUACUCAUGGAAGUGUUUGGCAUCGGCAGCGUCACCCUUCCCGUCAAGUGUAACGACCAAUUCGAUGACAAUCCGACGCAAGGAGCAGAAGUCACCCUUCAUGACGUUCUCCAUGUUCCCAAAGCGGCUUGCAACGUGGUCUCCAGGCAUGACAGUGCUCUAGGGCGCCAGGACCUAUGGACGAUGCCGAGCGAGGGGGACUCUUACCAGCGGGGCGUUUUCCAACACCAACAAAGACACAGGUCAAAAUCGAAUGAGCCAGGACCAGGUCUUGGCGGCGGCGUGGAUGUCUGCGUGUACAUGCUUACGAACAGCGACUCACCCUGCCUACUCGAUUUGGAUAUGGAUAGACCACCGACGGGCUAUGCACUGGCGCAUACAUCUUUCCCCGUAUACACCGAUAGGAAUGGCAAUGGAUCGCCAAAGAUGCUGAUGGACACGUACAGCGGCGACCUGAUCCCGCUCGCUUGGCCUGACAACCAGAGAGAGAGAUGGAUACGGAAGAAGGAAACUGGCGACGAUGACUGCUCGCGUACUAUAGCCACCAAUACUGGACCAAGAAUCCAAAACUCGGAGCUGGUGAAAAGGCUCAUAAAUCAGAGAGCUGGACUCAUCAGUCAGCUGAGAUCGCUGGAUAUGCUCAUUGAUGAAGUACAAGGUGUGACGUCAGCGACAACGGCGACGGCGAGUGUCAAUGACGCGGACACAAGACCCAUGACAACGGUCUCCACGAGUAUGGCUUCUCUUUCGAUUGUGACGCCACCAACGGCGAGUGUUGACAACUCCGCCACGACACCGGUUGACACAAGCACUCCUUCGAUGCCAGGGGCGGUGAAUCACUCGGGGGUCUGCCAUGGAGGGGGAGACAACACCCAAGCACCCGAGUUCAUUCGCACGACGGUGGAAGAAGAGGCCGAGACAGAGGAAGGGGCUCAGUGGGAGACCGAGUCAGAGGAAGAAGGAGAGGAAGACGAUGAGACCAUGGCGAACGAUAAGGUCAUAAUAGAGUAUGACAUGGAGGAUGAGAUCAUGGCAGAGUAUGAGGCAGAGGAUAACGAGGAUGGAGUAAUAGGGCAGGAGGAAAUUGCGGCCAGUUCAGAUUCGGCAGCAGGGAAAACAGAGUCUCCGGAUUGUGUUCCACCUUCGAGCAAUGGCUUAAAAGUUGCGGCCAGUUCAGAUUCGGCAGCAGAGAAAGCAGUUUCUCUGAAUUGGGUUCCACUUUCAAGCAUUCUCUUUAGGGUUGAAUGCGACCCGGAUAGGGGUAGCUACACUGGUCUCUUCACCGUCACUUUGCCGGGAGGUCCAGGAGGUUAUCACACCAAGACGUGGUCAUACGACGAAGUAAACAAAAACCACCUGACAGAGAACGAAAAAGCAUGGCUCAAGGCUGUGUCAAAGUACACGCCACGCUUCUUCAGAUGGAUUGGGUACAGCGCCCAAACAGAUACAUGGGAGCCGAAGAGGGGAGGGGGCAAGGACAGAGCACAUGCACGUACGCUGGUGAAAUGGCUCAGAGGUCACGCUCGUCCUCCGUGUUCUUACGGCGGAGAGCCCAGGAUUGAUCUCGAUACAGGCGUCCUAAAAGACCACGGCUUGGGAGCGGCAAAGGAGAGACUCAGGGUGCUGAGGGCAGCAGGCCGAGAGCGAAGUCCUAAAGCAAGACAAGAGCAAAUUUUCAUUCAACAAACGACACUGCGGCUAAGAUCGGAGGGGGUCAUCAUGACCUACAAAGAUGACCCUGACGACCCGUGUAUUGGGAGCUACGAAGAGAUCUUCUGCGGCUUGUGAUGUUGUUCACAGCGAAAAUGAAUGUCAGCUUGGGCGCCGAGGACUGGCUAUACCAGAGGGAAGGUCAAUCAUUGAGGAAAAUCAAGCAAGAUUGGAUAGAGUUAACAUUGUUGAGAAAGACUUGAGUAUUAUGCAAUCUAGGAUAACCAGCUUUUACACUUGGAUCAGGCGAAGACGC